This is a messenger RNA of Enhydra lutris kenyoni (northern sea otter), 4316 nucleotides long. It is a transcript of the gene PRMT2IP, whose product is annotated as chromosome unknown C15orf39 homolog. NCBI's taxonomy places the organism in Eukaryota, Metazoa, Chordata, Mammalia, Carnivora, Mustelidae. The transcript has 2 exons. The record is from RefSeq and is a predicted model, not a curated record. Bases 126 to 2867 code for a protein of 913 amino acids.
GCCAGUGAGAGCAGCAGCCCUCAGUUGCUCGCCUGUAGCCUGUUCUGACAGCCCCUACCUUUCUCUCUCUCCCAGGUCAGCAGUCGAGUAGCUGGGGCCCCUGAGGGCUUGAAGCCUUCACAGUGAUGGCGGAGAAGCGGCCCCUGGGGACCCUGGGGCCUGUGAUAUAUGGCAAGCUGCCCCGCCUGGAGGCAGACUCUGGACCUGGGCACAGCCUGUCCUCUUCUGUUGGUAACCAGGACCCCUGCAGCUACAAGGGUGCCUACUUCUCCUGCCCUAUGGGGAGUGCUCCCAAGGCAGGGUCUGAGCGGUUGGCAUCUUGGACCCCAUAUCCACCCUUGUACCCCACCAGCAUGGCAGGACCCCCUCUUCGGACAGACAGCCUGUUGACCAGUUGCCUGCUCUACCGCCCAGCAGCAGAAAGCUCCGAGAAGGUGCAGGACCCUGGCCCUGUUGAGCUCCUGCCCUUUGGUCCCCAAUCUCAUUCCUACCCAGGCCCACCGUUGGCAGCACCGAAACCUGUCUACCGCGGCCCUCUGUGUUACGGGCUCUCGGCUUGCCUGGGGGAUGGGGCAGCGAAGAGGCCACUGGAUGUUGACUGGACGAUGGUGCCCGGACCCCUCUUACCCCCGGCUGACCCGUCUUGUUCUCUGACCCCAACUCCUGGCAAGGGCCAGUCCCUAGAUGGCACCUUCUUGCGUGGUGUGCCAGCUGGGGGAUCUGGCAAGAACUCAGUGAGCUUCUCCCCGUGCCAGGCAUUUCUGGAGAAGUAUCAGACCAUCCACAACACAGGCUUGCUGGCCUCCAAAUAUGCAGGUCCUUACCCUGGGGACCCCAAGCAGGCAUUGUCUGACGGACCUCCCAGUCCAUGGACCCAGCUGGCCCAACCGCUGGGGCCAGCCUGCCAGGAUACAGUGCCUACCCACUACCCGCUCCCUCACCCUCCACAGGCCCUGCCUUGCCCACCAGCCUGUCGCCACCCGGAGAAGCAGGGGAGCUACAGCUCAGUGCUUCCCCUACAGCCUCUGGGAGCCCACAAGGGGGCUGGGUACCCAGCUGGUGGGCUGAGCAGCCCCUACCUGAGGCAGCAGGCUGCCCAGGCACCCUAUAUGGCCCCAGUGGGCCUGGACACUUUUUCCUACCCCUCUGCCCCACUCCCCGCACCGUCACCAGGCCUCAAGCUGGACCCACCUCUUGCUCCCCGGUGCCCAAUGGACUUUGCCGCCCAGACACUGGGCUUUCCUUAUGCCCGGGAUGACCUCUCUCUCUAUGGAGCAUCCCCGGGGCUUGGAGGGACGCCACCUUCCCAAAACAGUGUACAGGCUGUGCCUUCCAGUGUGCAGCCCAGUGCCUUCCAGCGAGCAUGCCAGUCCCUGCCUGCCAGCCAGCCCUGCUCAGAGCCCGUGAGGCCUGUGGAGAAGCCAGUCCAGGAGGCAGAGGAGAAGGUGUGGCUGCCCAGCUGCAGGAAAGAGCAGCUCCAGACCCAGCUCGAUGAGCAUUCUGGGGCACCCAUUGUCAUUGGGGAUAGCCCAGUUCCACGCACCCCUCCAGCGCUCCCACCAUGCGCCCAGGAGCGCCAGUCUCUGCUGCAGAACAAGGGUGCUCUGCCUCCCGGCUCUCCGCCGAUGCCGAUUAUUGACAAUGUCUUCAGCUUGGCCCCCUACCGUGACUAUCUGGAUGUGCAGGCUCCCGAGGACUCGACUGAGCCUGACCUGGCCCCAGCCCCCAGUGAGAGCCCUGCCAAAGACUGUGGGGGGACCCUGCCAGCCCAGGAGGCCCCUUCAAAGGCUCCCUGCUCACUUAGAGAGGAGGUGGCCCUGGACUUAAGUGUGAAGAAGCCCUUGGCAGAGGCUCCUGUCCGGGUUCCUAGUCCCGAGGUGCGUGCCAGGACCACGGCAGCCCUGGAUGUGCCAGGUGUGGGGAACACAGUCUCGGAUCUGCCAGAGCUGGAAAAGAUAGUCACGGAAGCGCCAGGGCUGCCCGGGGUGCCGGCAGCCACCGAGGCCACCACCCCAAGGACCAACUUCCACAGCUCCGUGGCCUUCAUGUUCCGAAAAUUCAAGAUCCUCCGGCCAGCACCCCUGCCGGCAGCUGUGGCCCCAUCGGCGCCCACCCCAGCCACUGCGCCCGCCCAAGCUGUACCCACCCCCACCACCGUGCCCCUUGGUCUCCAGAUUCUCACGCAGCCCUUGCCCAUGGCCUGCUUCAACAUGGCGCUGCCCAGUCCUCCCGCUGUGGCCGUGGCCCCCACUCCCGCGCUGGCCCCCUCGCCUGCCCAGGCCCCAGCCCCGGCCCCGGCCCCGACUCCAGCCUCUCCUCCAGCCCAAGCGGACUCUCCAGAGCAACACUUCACGGGCCUGCACACAUCCUUGUGCGAUGCCAUCUCGGGCUCAGUGGCACACUCUCCGCCCGAGAAGCUGCGGGAGUGGCUGGAGACGGCGGGGCCCUGGGGCCGGGCGGCGUGGCAGGACUGCCAGGCUGUGCAGGGGCUGCUGGGCAAGCUGCUGUCACAGCUGCAGAGCUUCGUGUGCACGCAGCAGUGCCCCUUCCCCCACGUGGUGCGCGCCGGCGCCAUCUUUGUGCCCAUCCACCUGGUGAAGGAACGCCUCUUCCCCCGGCUGCCGCCCGCCUCCGUGGACCAUGUGCUGCAGGAGCACCGCGUGGAGCUGCGACCCACCACGCUGUCCGAGGAGCGCGCGCUGCGUGAGCGGGCCCUGCACGGCUGCACCUCGCGCAUGCUCAAGCUGCUGGCUCUGCGCCAGCUGCCUGACAUCUACCCCGACCUGCUGGGCCUGCAGUGGCGGGACUGUGUCCGCCGCCAGCUGGGUGAGCAUGGGGCGGCCCCAGUAGCCACCGGAGCUGUGUGAACGAACGAGUGACAGGUAACUUUGACACUGAGGCUGGAUCUGUGCCCUCCUCAGAACCCACCAUGGCCAGAGAUGAGCCGGAGAGCCUAGCCCUGGCCUGGAAGUCACCUGUCCCCAAGGCCAGGAAGCCAGGGAGGAAGCCACCAACCCCUGGCCCAGAGAAAGCAGAGGCAACCGCUGGGGAAGGGUCCCACGGUACCUCCCCUACCCCUGCUGCCAGCACCAGACCCCCCGGCCCCACACUAAGGGCCCGCUUCCGCAGCCUGCUGGAAACUGCUUGGCUCAGUGGCCUAGCACUGCCCACUUGGGGCCAUAAGGCCUCAGGGCCGGAUCGGUCUGUGCCCCACCCACAGGUGCUGGGUGGCCAAAGCCAUCAUCUGUAGCCUUGGUGGCUGUUUGGACAGCUGCUGUGUGGGGGUCACUGUCUGGACCCCAACCUUUUGUAAGGCCAGCUGCCCAGGGCCAGGAGUGGACAUGCCAUUGGAGCUUCUCCUGCUCUGCUGCCCCCCACCCCCACCCCGUAGUGGGCUGAGAGCCCCUGAACUUUUUACUUGAGGGCCUUUUUUAUUAGAAAGGACUACUUCCUGUUUCUUCCUUAGAGAAAAUGUGUGGGCUUUGGAGCUCAACAGACUUGGGCUUGAAUCCUUGGGUUCCUGUGUUCUUGCUGUGUAACCAGGCAAGUCACUUCCUCCCUUGAGCCCUCAGUUCCCAGUUUGUAAGAUAGGACAACGCAGCCUACCUCACAGGGUUGUUGUGGGGGUGAUGCCUGACACACACCCAUUAAGGUUUGCUCUCUGCUCCCUCCCCAGGACGGGGGCCUAGAUCCCAGCCAGGGCCUAGAAUAGGAGGCUAAGGCAAGUAGAACCUUCUAGAAAGUCUUUUUGUGUCAUAGGACUUGGUUAUUUAGGGUGAUACAGUGUACAGUGCGUAUGACUUACACUUUCUAGAGUCAUUUCCCAGGAAAGCCUGGGGCUAUGCCCUAAAGUCUGGGGUUGGGCCCUGACCCUCCCCAGCCUGGAAGCUCUCUGGGGAGCCUGCUCCUUCCUCCCUUCACUACAGGGGGUGCCCAGAUACAGCCUGGGGCUGACAUCCUUGUUCUGGGCCUGCUGCUUUCACCUCUGGGAGGCCCCAGGCCUGUCCUGAAUUGACACCAGUAACUUCCUGGAGCUGCCUUGUCCCCCUGGUGCAUCUUCCUGAGAAAGUGGUAUAUUUGCUAGAAGCCAAGCAGCUGCAGGGACUCAGGGACUAGACAAGACAGGCUGAAUGACAGCUGGAUCCUGGGAGGUCUUCGAAGAUACGGACUGGGGACCAGAGCCCCGUCAGUCACGCCUGCUAUGAGUGACCUCCUCACAGAGUACUAAACUGAAGCAGACGCUGGCAAGCUGGGCCCUUGGCCUGGCUAAGGUUUGUAAGAAGGCUGUGGGCCCAGGAGGCAGGCCAUUAAACAUU